GCCGCCGCCGAGCCCCUGGCGACUAGACCACCUCGCUGUGCGGCGUCGCUUCCGUACCGUGCCCGCGGUCGGCGCACGUUGCUGUUGUCCUGAGACAGCCUCGGUGCUUUUGCUAUAAGGCUUCCCGUCGUCGACGCGCACUUAAGCUCGUGGGGGAUGCCGCGGGGUGCACCAGCUUGGUGUAACAAGACUUUUAAUUAAAAUGUAUACCGUUCCCUCUCUCAUACAAAACCUGCGCCGCGUUCUGCGAAUCGAUAGCAAACUGCGUAGUCUCCGCUCAUGAAUUAUUCGGGAACGAUCGCGUAAAGCGCUGCUCCGAUGGACCACAAAGAUCGCGUGAGAAGGAAACCAGUACCAUUCGGCUUUCAUAACACCAACACUAUCACACCUACAGUUAGCCAAAAGCGUCGUAAAGUCAAAAACUGUCUUAUUAGGGAGCAUAAGUUUUCAAGUGAUCUUCAUUGAAAAUAAGUAGUAAUGAUCGACGUGCUGAUUUAUCUGUUAGUUAAUUACGUCUAAAUUUUGCGUGGAACGGAUGAAAUCACAAUGAGACCACGGAAGAAGUAUACUUCUCUCCUGAACUGUUGUUGUCUCUGCAACAGAAUAGUUUACGUCCUUUUGGUGAUCCUUGCCAACGGUAUCACUUCAAAGAUAUUAGACGACGAAACAGUGAUGGCCUCGGAUGUCCAAGCUGUGGAGGGCGGUGUUGCUAAACUACCCUGUGACGUCGUGCCGCCGCUCGCAGGGGACAGGGUGCACCUCGUCAUAUGGUACAAGGAGGGUGUCACGUCGCCCAUUUACAGCGUGGAUGCGCGCGGUAAGCCGGUGGAGCAGGCGAAGCACUGGUCCGAGGAGGCGACGCUGGCGGGGCGCGCCUACUUCCGCUUCCAGGAGCGGCCUGCCCGCCUCACGCUGGAGAGCGUGCGCGACGCCGACUCCGGCACCUACCGCUGCCGCGUCGACUUCCGGCGCUCGCCCACCCGCAACUCCAAGGUCAACCUCAGCGUCAUCAUUCCUCCAGAGCAGCUCAUGAUCCUGGACGACAAGGGAUCGAACAUACCGCAUUAUAUCCUCGGUCCGUACAACGAGGGCUCCGAUGUCGACAUCACCUGUAUUGCCACUGGAGGGCGCCCGUCGCCGCGCGUCACGUGGUGGCAGGACAACGCGCUGCUGGACGACUCGUGGGAGUCUCUGGGCGGGCGGCGCGUGCGCAACACGCUGCACCUGGAGAAGCUGUCGCGGCGUCAGCUGCACGCCGUGCUCACCUGCCAGGCCUCCUCCAGCCCGCUGGCCGCUCCGCUCUCCGGCGCGGUCACCCUCGACCUCAACCUGCGGCCUCUUUGGGUGCGCCUGGUCGGGGAGAACCGGCCGCUGUCUGCGGACAACUCAUACCAGCUGUCGUGCGAAGCGGUGGGCACGCGGCCGCAGCCAGUCUUCUCUUGGUGGAAGGCCGGCGUCCAGUUGCGCAACUCGCGCGAGACGACAAGUGCAGAUGGGAACACCACUACCAGCACGCUGACUUUCGUCCCUAUCGUGGAAGACAGCGGCAAAAAGGUCACGUGCCGCGCCGGCACGCCGCUCAUUCCGGACAGCACGCUGGAGGACUCCUGGAAGCUCGACAUCUUCCAUGUGCCUAUAGUAACACUGGAGUUGGGAGGAGCUGUCAACGCGAGCUACGUCCGAGAAGGCUCGGAUGUCUACUUCGAGUGCAACAUCAAAUCCAAUCCAUGGAUCUACAGGGUUACCUGGAGGCACAAUGGCCAGCUACUGUAUAACAACGCCAGCGGCGGGACCUUGGUCAGCAACCAGAGCCUGGUGCUGCAGGCCGUCAACCGGGAGCGCACCGGCUUCUACACGUGCGUCGCUAGCAACCAGGAGGGUGACGGCGAGAGCAACCCCGUCUACCUGGACGUCAAAUUCCGUCCCGUGUGCACUCCCGGACAGACGCAGACGUACGGCGUGGCACGACAGGAGACGGCGCGCGUGUCCUGCGAGGUGGAGUCGAACCCCGGCGACGGGCUGAGCUUCAGCUGGCGCUUCAACAACUCGGUGGAGGCGGCGGACAUCCCGGCGUCGCUGGUGGCGGUGGAGCGCGUGCGCAGCGCCGCCCUCUACACGCCGCACAGCGAGCUCGACUACGGCUCGCUGCUCUGCUGGGCCAAGAACGACGUCGGCGACCAGCAGGUGCCCUGCGUGUUCCACAUCGUGCCCGCAGGGAAACCAGACGACCUGCGGAACUGCAGUAUUGUGAACCAGACGGCGGACUCACUGCACGUGGAAUGCACGGAGGGCUUCGACGGCGGGCUGCCGCAGGAGUUCGUGAUGGAGGUGUACGACGCGGCGUCCCAGGCGCUCGUGGGCAACGUCAGCUCGCGCUCGGCCACGUUCACCGUCAGCGGCUUGCAGCCGGGGCUCGGCUUCGACGUCGUUCUCUUUGCUGCCAACGCAAAAGGCCGCAGCCGCAUCAUCACCCUGCACGCCUAUACGCUACAACCCGCAGAGCGGCGAGCAGCAGAGACGCCGCUGCUGCCGGGUGUGACGCCGGUGGUGGGGGCGGUGGUGGGCGGCGGCGCGCUGGGGGCGCUGCUGCUGGGGGCGGGGGCGGCUGUGGCGGUGGUCCGCGCCCGCCGCAAGAGGCCGUCGGCG
Messenger RNA from Schistocerca cancellata (South American locust), 2646 nucleotides. RefSeq names its product nephrin-like. Lineage: Eukaryota; Metazoa; Arthropoda; Insecta; Orthoptera; Acrididae. The annotation marks the transcript as partial. Gene Ontology annotation, molecular function: protein binding. The record is from RefSeq and is a predicted model, not a curated record. The transcript is spliced from 12 exons.